Messenger RNA from Camelina sativa (false flax), 2150 nucleotides. Its product is annotated as 65-kDa microtubule-associated protein 5-like. The record is from RefSeq and is a predicted model, not a curated record. Gene Ontology annotation, biological process: microtubule cytoskeleton organization. Gene Ontology annotation, molecular function: microtubule binding. NCBI's taxonomy places the organism in Eukaryota, Viridiplantae, Streptophyta, Magnoliopsida, Brassicales, Brassicaceae. Gene Ontology annotation, cellular component: spindle; cytoplasm.
CUUCGAUGAAACGAUCGUCGCCGUCGACGUCGUCCAUUACGAGUAUGAUGCGGAGUUCCUCGAAUCAGCUGACGGUGACCGAACAUCGAAACAGUCGGUCCGGUUUUCUCUACGUGUCACUGGAUCCUCGCUCUCAAGGGCGCCGCCAUUUGUGCGAUUGCAUAUGGCGAGAGGAUUAAGAAAAAAACAAGGGGCCCAAAGUCCAGUAAAUAUGAAAGGCCCAUCAGGAUCCAAAGGAAGAAUUCAAAACAUGUGUUACUACUACUCUCUCUCUGAUCAUCGCGCCAAACUCAAACGCAAAGAGGCAGUUACAAUUUCGAAUCUUCUGCUCCUCCUAGAUCGAUUUGCUUUUCCGAGAUGAAGAAGAACCGUGAAAUUGAACCAUCACUAGGUCUUCCGGCGCCGGAACAAGUAGCGCCACCGCAUGAAUCAUCGACCACCAGUCGCGCUUCGCUUCCCGGCACCACCGCUAGCUCUUCCCUUCUUGAGGAGCUGCUCAAUUCGCACUCUUGUUCCUUCUGUUCCGGGAUGGAGAAUCCUGAUUUUGAACCAUUAGUAAAUCUGCCGGUGCCGGAACAAGUAGCGCCACUGCCUAAUUCUUUGAUCACCAGUCACGCUUCGCUUCCCGGCACCACCGCGACUGCUCGCUCUUCCCUUCUUAAGGAGUUGCAGAACCUCUGGAUCGAUAUUGGUGAAAGUUACAAUGAGAGAGUUAAGAUGACGCUAGAACUUGAGCAGGAAUGUCUGGAUAUAUACACUAAGAAGGUUGAGGAAACUCGCAAGUACAGAGCUGAGUUACAGCGUUCCUUAGCUGAAGCCGAAGCUGAAGUUACUAGCCUCACAUCUGCACUUGGUGUACAAGUCUCGUUUUCAUGGAAAGCAGGCACUUUAAAACAUCGCAUCUCCACUAUAAAGCCUGUACUGGAAGAUCUUCGGAUGAAGAAAGAUCUAAUAUGGAAAGAAUUCUCUGGAAUACUGACUCAAAUAGCAGAGAUCUCUUCUCACAUAGCCGGAAAUGAUUAUCCUGGCAACUCUGGCGAAUUGACUCAAAUAAAUUUGGAUGGACUUAGAGCACAUCUGCAAUAUCUUCACAAUGAAAAGGCUGCUCGGCUGCAGAAAGUCAACUCUCAUCUCAGUGAUAUCCAUGAGUUGUCAGAGAUAAUGUCAUUUGAUUUCCCUGAGGCCUUGAUUAAAGUCCAUAAAAGCUUGACCGGGGUAUCAAAAAGCAUCUCUGAUGUUACUCUUGCUAGAUUGACAAAACUUGUAGAGUCUCAGAAGAAGGAGAAAUGUCGGAGGCUGCAUCAGUUACGGAAUUUGGUAAGAAACAUGCAUGAGCUGUGGGAACUAAUGAAAACCCCUGUGGAUGAGAGGAGAAGAUUUGACCGUUUGAGUAGUUUACUCUCUCAUGCAGCUGAUGAUGCCUUGGAAAAAGGGUGCCUCGGUCUGGACAUUGUUCGGGAGGCUAAAGAUGAAGUGGAAAGACUGAAUGCCCUGAAGAAAAGCAUGGCCAUAGACAGGACACGGGUGUCUGAUCCAGCAGAGCAGCUACAGCCGGGAAAGCAAGUGAUCUUGCAGGUGGAACAGCCAGUUAAUCCAGAUGCACAAGGAGAAGGCUGCGAAGGGAUAGAUGAGGCUAACGCGUAUGUGUUCCUGGGGCAGGCGCUCAGGCUGAUAGAAACUAUGAAGGAAAUAUUACCGAACGAUGGUAAAGAAAGGCCUCUAAAAGUUCUUGAAGACUUGGAGAAGCUCUUUGCAAGCUUCUCCACUCUCCCAGAAAUAGAGGAACGUAUGUCAGCCACUUACGGUGCAGCAGCUGGAGUUGCGGCAAAACAUUUCUUUGAGGGCGUUACAAAGUCUGCCGGUGGUCUAGAUGUUGGUGCUGAUGAGUAUAAGAGGUAUUCUCUCGAACGUUCUCGGCAAAGAAGAGAGUCAAGAGACAAGGAAGAAAAUGAACAGAGGAGAAGCGAGGAGGAAGAAAUUGGAAUAGUGGAAACUAGUCAUAGCUACAGCUAAUUUUCUACAAGAGGAAGGAAGAAAGUGAAGAGAGGAAAUUUGUUGAGAUGCAGGUAUAACAAUGAAGAGAGAUAUAUGAAGAGGAGUCAAGAUGGAGUUUGAUGGAAAACAAAAAGAAAGAAAUGAAAUUGCAAAGU